AUGACGGUGCCUGACUUAGACUUGGACCUGCUGACUUUUCUCAAAGAACUCAGCGAGCAGGAGUUCAAUAAGUUUAAGCAGUUGCUGGAGCAGGAGCCCAUGUGGCUGGAGCUUCCACAGGUUCCGCUGUCCGAACUGCAGCAGGCCGGGCGGGAGGAUGUGGUCGAAGUGCUGAUGGACGCUUACGAGGUUCAGUACACGUGGAACUUGGCUUUCGACUUAUUUGCAAGGGUCCCACGUCAAGAUCUCUGCGAUAGGAUCACCAGGAGAAAAAUCGGUCACAGAGAGAUGAACAAAGCCCUCAUACACAGAAAGGUCCUGAGCCAGUGGGAGAUAGCUUACUUCGGAUCGUCGCAUGACAAUUUUGCCAUGGAAGUGGUAAUCCAGCAUUUAUACGUCCUGGGUCGAACUUUUACUCUUGAAAACGGCUAUUAUGAAGAGAACAUGAACAUGUUCGUGUUGGGAGACAACGCGGUCGGGAAGACCAUGAUGUUGAACGCCGUGCUGGCCUCGUGGGUCAGUGAGGAAGUGUGGCAGGACAUCUCCCACGUGGUCUACAUCACCUCCCAGGAGGUCAACCAGAUCCCGCACUGCAGCCUGGUGGACCUCAUCUCCAAAGACUGGCCCGGGGGCAUGGCGCCCAUCGCCGACAUCCUGUCGGAACCCAAGAGGCUCGUUUUUAUCCUGGAGGAUUUGGACAACAUAAACUGGCCCUUGGAUGUGGAGGAAUCCGCCUUGUGCAGCGACACCAGAGAGCAGGUGUCCAUGUCCGUCCUGCUGGCCAGUCUGCUGCAGCGGAGGCUGGUACCAGGCUGCUGGUUCCUGAUCACCCUGAGGUGCAGGGGGAGAGGCACCAUGAGGGCCCUGAUGAAAGACUCCGACUGCUUCCUGACCAUGCAGUUCGGCGAUGACAAGAGGGAGCGUUACUUCACCUUGUUCUACAAGAACCAGCGGAGGAUAAGCACGGCCUGCAAACUCGUGAGUGAGAAUGCGGUGCUGACGAGCCUGUGCCGGGCCCCUGUGCUGUGCUGGAUGCUCUGCGUCGCUGUGGGCAGGCGCAUCGACCAGGCGGACAUCAGCUCUUGCUACCAAACUCGUGCCGACGUGUUCACCCACUUCCUGGCCGCCGUGCUGAGCUCAAAUGUGAGCCGCGCUGACGGCCCACGCCGCCUGGCCCUCCUGGAGCGUCUCUGCGCGCUGGCCGUGGAAGGGCUGCUUCACAACACCCUGAGUUUCCAAGACGAGGACUUCCGGAGCGUGGGUCUGAGCCAGGACGACGUGUCCAUUUUGGAGACCGUCAGGCUCCUGCUGCCCAGCAGCAGCCUGAAGGGUCACUACACUUUCAUCCACCUCAAGAUGCAGGAGUUCUGUGCGGCCAUCGCGUACAUGAUGGUCCUGGUCCACUACCAGAUCCCCCGGCUCAGAAACAAGCCGGAAGAGAAGAGGGAAGUGUACUCGGACUUCAGCCCUGUGGUCACGUGGAUCUUCGGGCUGCUCAAUGAGAAGAGGAGACAGAUCCUCGAGGCCUGCGUGGGCUGCCAGCUGCUGGACGCGCCCCUGCGGCAGCACUUCGUGCAGUGGCUGCAGGCCUGGGGGCAGCAGGGCCAUGCCUUAGACUUCCACAUGCCCUUGUUCUACUGCCUCUUUGAGAACCAGGAGGAGGCGUUUGUGAGGCAGCUCAUGGACUUCUUCCCGAAGGUCAACGUCUACAUACAGUCCAACAGGGACCUCAUGGUGUCGGCCUAUUGCCUCCCGCGCAGCCAGGCGCUGUGCAAGCUCAAGCUGAGCCUUCUGGAUCUCUUUAAACACCAGGACCCCCACGUGAGGCUCACGACGUGCCAGAUAAGGAGCCUUGCCUACUGGAGAGAUAUCUGCUCUUUGUUCCACACCAACGAGAACUUUCAGGACCUGGAGAUCUGCAACAGUGAGUUCAACACCACCUCUGGGCGGAUCCUGUGUAAGGCCCUGAUGCACCGUAACUGCCGGCUCCAUACCAUCAGGUUGUCCCAUGUCACGGUGGGUUCUGAUUUGGACGACUUGUUCAAGGUCAUCGUUGCUCUCCAAAACCUGACGUUUCUGAGCCUCAACGGGAUGCAGCUCACGUCCCAGAUAUUUGCCAUUCUGCGGGAGGCGCUGGCGAGUCCUGCGUGCGCCGUGCGCCACUUGCGCCUGAUGAGAUGCGAUAUAAAGGCCAACAUGUGUGGUGAGGUUGCCUCGCUCCUGGUCAACAGCAGGAACCUGAAAAAGCUGAUCCUGUCCAACAACCCGCUAAAGGAUGAGGGCGUGAAGAUACUGUGUGAUGCCUUGCUGCAACCAGGUUGUUGCCUCGAGUCCCUGGUGUUGCUCUUCUGCUGUCUGACGGAAGCGUGCUGCAACUCCCUGGCGACCGUCCUGUUGCUCAACAAAACUCUGAAACACCUAGACCUGAGCGUGAACUUCCUGCAGAACACUGGCGUGCUGAUCCUGUUGAUGCCUCUGGUGCUUCCGACAUGCACGAUCCGGGAGCUGGAGCUGUCCGGUUGCUUCUUCAACAGCGAUGCCUGUUACAACCUCAGCACAGCCAUCCUCCGAAACCCAAACCUGCGGAGCCUGGAGCUUGGGAGCAACAACAUAGGCGAUGAGGGCAUGGUGAUGCUGUGUGGCACGUUGGAGUUCCCCGGCUGCAACCUGGAGAACCUCGGGUUGGACGAGUGUAAGCUAACGGGUGCCUGCUGCGAGUUUUUGGCCUCUAUGCUGGUCACUAACAAAAAACUGAAAAAACUCAAUCUGCUUGGCAACAGGUUUGACAUGACUAAUGUGAGCGCAGGAACCCAGGACAUGGUGCAGGCUGUGAAACAAAGAAACCCCAACCUCAAGUUCACCUCUCAGUCCUGGGCCAAGAGGAAAGGCCUGGCCGGGGGCCUUGAUUACAACUUGUGGGAGCCUGGGUUCUAUCGGAGAAGGUCCAUGUCUGGACUGGAGGCUGCGUCGGGCACGGACGCCCAUGGUUCUUAA
Ochotona curzoniae (black-lipped pika) is the source of this 2994-nucleotide messenger RNA. RefSeq names its product NLR family pyrin domain containing 11 (gene NLRP11). Lineage: Eukaryota; Metazoa; Chordata; Mammalia; Lagomorpha; Ochotonidae. The transcript is spliced from 10 exons. Gene Ontology annotation, cellular component: cytoplasm. Gene Ontology annotation, biological process: regulation of inflammatory response. Bases 1 to 2994 code for a protein of 997 amino acids. The record is from RefSeq and is a predicted model, not a curated record. Gene Ontology annotation, molecular function: protein binding.